Pistacia vera is the source of this 708-nucleotide messenger RNA. RefSeq names its product protein SRC1-like. The record is from RefSeq and is a predicted model, not a curated record. The transcript has 2 exons. Bases 57 to 500 code for a protein of 147 amino acids. Gene Ontology annotation, molecular function: metal ion binding. Lineage: Eukaryota; Viridiplantae; Streptophyta; Magnoliopsida; Sapindales; Anacardiaceae.
CCAACAUUCAUUACUCGUAGGUUUCUUAAUUGAUUGAAAGCAAAUCAAGAAACAAAAUGUCAGAAACUAUCAACAAGGUUAAGGAGACUCUCCACAUGGGAGGGCAGAAGGAGGGCGAGCAGAAAGGGGUGUAUCAUGGAGAAGCUCACAAGGUGGAGCAGCACCACGGCGUAUGCAAGCCUGAACACGGGGAGCACAAAGUGGGAGGGGUGCAGAAGAUCAAGGACAGGGUCCAGGGCCAAGGAGAUCAACAUGGACAUGGCGUGGAGCAGCACCGCGGCGAAUACAGGCCUGAAUACGGGGAGCACAAAGAGGGAAUGGUGGAGCAGAUCAAGGACAAGGUCCAUGGCCAAGGUGAUCAACAUGGACAUGGCGUGAAGCAGCACCGCGGCGAAUACAAGCCUCAAUACGGGGAGCACAAAAAAGGAAUGGUGGAGAAGAUCAAGGACAAGGUCUGUGGCCAAGGUGAUCAACAUGGACAUGGCUUUGAGAAGAAGUAGCACGGGGAUGGCCAUAGCAGCUGCCGUGACAGCCUUUAAACAUCCCAAUAUAGGUGAAUGGGGUUAGCGAGAGGUUAUUUAUGUUUUUGGUGUAAUAUCCAUGGUGAAUGGAGAUCCCAAUUAUUAUGUAAUAAAAUCCCUCUCUAUUCUGUACAAUACUUUCAAUACCAUAUGCUACUUUUUUAGAAUAAAUGGAAAACAGAAAUUG